Molecule: messenger RNA, 2073 nt
Organism: Aspergillus eucalypticola CBS 122712
Lineage: Eukaryota; Fungi; Ascomycota; Eurotiomycetes; Eurotiales; Aspergillaceae
Product: glycoside hydrolase
Exons: 9
Coding region: 1-2073 (690 amino acids)
Biological process (GO): glucan catabolic process
Molecular function (GO): beta-glucosidase activity
Source: RefSeq, a predicted model, not a curated record
AUGAAGGGUCAUACUUUGGCCGUGUUGGCGUUUAUCAGCCAUGCUCUUGCCUCUGGGAACACCUCGUUCGUAGGCAUUCUUGGUCACAAUGGCGCCGCCUACGAACGAGCGUCCAAAUUCGUCGCCAAACUAAACACCACACAGAAGGUCUCCAUCGUGACGGGUGGGGGCGCUACUGUCGUUGGGGAGACCUUCCUCGGGAUGGAUUUCAACGACGGCUCCAUGGGCCUGCUGGAAUACUACUACGUCUCUGCCUUCAGCCAAUCUUCCGCACUAUCCAUGACAUGGGACAAGGACGCCGUUACCGCACAGGCUCGCGCCGUCGCACGGGAGUUCUAUCAGAAGGGCGUCCAAGUCGUCUGCGGUCCCACCUCGCAGCCUCUCGGCCGGACCGCAUGGGGAGGCCGCGCAGGCGAGACGUUCGGUCCGGACCCUUUCUUGUAUGGCAUUGUCACGGCGGAGACUGUCAAGGCGCAUGCGAAGGAGGGUGUGGUUUCACAGGCGAAGCAUGAAACAAACCGCACAAAUAAUAACAUCGCCGGAUACGAUUCCAUGUCUGAAAGCGAGAAACGGAAUUUCCUGGGUCCAUACUCCGCCAACACAGAUGAUAAAACCCUCCAUGAGCUGUACCUCUGGCCGUUCUAUGACGCGGUCAAGAGCGGUCUUGGGUCUGUGAUGUGCGCCAUGAAUAAAGUUAAUGGAACCAACAGCUGUGAGAACUAUAGUCUGUUGAUGAGACAUCUUAAGGGUGAUGCCCAGCAUGCGGGACUCGCCUCCGCUGCAGGAGGGUUUGGUUACGGGUCAUCGACGUAUUGGAGCGAAACUGCCAUCACUGCAAUGUUGAAGGACGAGUCGUUGUCUAUGCAGCGGUUGAACGACAUGGUCAUUCGCAAACCAGCCACGGUUUGGGGAACCGAUUAUGUGGAUCCCCGUGCGAACCAUACCAAAUUGAUUCGGGAGAUUGGAUCCAAGUCAAUUGUCUUGUUGAAGAAUGAACGCUCCGCGUUGCCGCUCCAAAGGCCCCGGCUCAUGGGCGUCUUUGGUUCAAACGCCGGGGCUGCCAUGGCCGGUCCAUAUCAUGCGUAUGACCCCAUCACGGGGCCGGGCCCGACAUAUGAUGGACAUCUGGCGACUGGAACAGGAUCAGGACAGGCGUCAUUUCCGUUGUUAGUAACGCCACUGACUGCAUUGGCCUUCCGGGCUCUGAGGGAAGGAACAAUGCUAUGCUGGAUUCUCAACGACACGUACACGUCUAGUGAGACCUCCGCUCUGGGUGCCGGGACAGGAGUCGUCCCCGGUCAUGUCAAAUACGCUCAGGACUCCGAUGUGUGCCUGGUGUUUCUCAAUGCCCUAGCGGGCGAAGGCGCCGAUCGUACAGUACUGUACAACGCGGACCAGAAUCAGAUGGUCAAGACGGUGGCGGAUAAUUGCAACAACACAAUUGUGGUGAUUAAUACCAUGGGUCCGCGGCUGAACGUCACUGCCGUGCUGUAUUCGUCUCUUCUAGGUCAGGAGUCGGGGAACUCCAUCUUGGAUGUAUCAUAUGGUGAGGUGAAUCUGAGUGCGAGAUUGACUUAUACGAUUGCAAGAAUGAUUUGUGAUACCAAGGAGUGCGACUUCACAGAAGGCGUGUACUUCGACUACCGCUACUUCGACGCUUACAACGUCACUCCCCGGUACGAAUCUGGGUAUGGUCUAUCAUACACUAACUUGACAUACGCCGAUCUGGAUGUCUCAUCUAUCGAAGCCCUUUCCGUCUACUUCAGGAAAGAAGUCUGUCGGUUGAUCAGUGGACUUAUGGGACGUUAUCGCGAACGUCACCGUCAGCGUCACGAACACCGGUGGCAGGGCGAGAUUCCGCAAUUGUACCUAUCGUAUUCCGAGAGUGCGAAGCAGCCUGUGUGCCAGCUUCGAGGCUUCGAGCGGGUGGAGCUGGCUCGCAGGGAGAAGUCGACGGUGACGUUCCCGAUCCGCAGACGGGAUGCUGUUAAGGGGGGAGAAUAUAUUUUCAGUGCUGGGGCGAGUUUGAGGGAUUUGAGGCUGUCAAGGACGGUUUCUAUUCGGACAGAGUGA